This is a messenger RNA of Balaenoptera acutorostrata (minke whale), 1321 nucleotides long. RefSeq names its product thiosulfate sulfurtransferase like domain containing 3 (gene TSTD3). Bases 63 to 542 code for a protein of 159 amino acids. NCBI's taxonomy places the organism in Eukaryota, Metazoa, Chordata, Mammalia, Artiodactyla, Balaenopteridae. The transcript is spliced from 4 exons. Gene Ontology annotation, cellular component: mitochondrion. Gene Ontology annotation, molecular function: thiosulfate-cyanide sulfurtransferase activity. The record is from RefSeq and is a predicted model, not a curated record.
GCGGGAGGAGGAGGAGGAGCAGGAGGAGGAAGUGGUUAGUAGCCCCGAGGCUCGACCCGGAGAUGAGGCUGCUGCGACUAUUGCACUUGAGUGGGCGCCAGGCGAUCCUCGGGUCCGCAGAGGCUGCGCUCUGGGGUUUGAAGUCAAUAAAAGGAAGCUGCAACAAUUUUUGCACUGCUAUUUGUAAAGAUGUCACUUAUAUGGAACUUAAAAACCUCUUGAAGUCCAAAAAAAUUAUGUUAAUUGAUGUUAGAGAACCAUGGGAAAUUCUUGAGUAUGGAAAAAUCCCCGGGUCUGUCAAUAUACCAUUGGAUAACGUAGAUGAAGCUCUACAGAUGAACCCAAAAGACUUCAAAGAGAAGUACAAUGAAGUAAAGCCAUCCAAAUCUGACAGUCUAGUGUUUUCUUGUUUAGCCGGAGUGAGAAGCAAGAAGGCUAUGGACACAGCAAUAUCUCUGGGCUUUAACAGUGCUCAACACUAUGCUGGAGGAUGGAAGGAAUGGGCAACCUAUGAAUUUUCGGAGAAGAAACAAGGAAAUUGAAUUUUGGAAUACAAGCUGGCCCUUUCCUUGUGUACGUGCAGCCUAGGAUAGUGGAAUAAGCAAAAGAAUCAAAAUGUAGCCCUGGAACCACUGGUUAAUGGGAAGGGGAUUUUGUGUAAGUCAAUUAUUUGUUGAAUCUUUUUCUCACCUAUAAAUUGGGAAUACCACUUCUCCCUGCCUACUUCCAAAGGCUAAUGAGGCUUGCUGUAAUGUAUGUGACUUGCCAUGGAAACAUAAGGGUUGGGAUUCUAAAAAUUAAUUUUUAAAUAGUUUAGUAUAGUUCAAUAGUAUUCCAAAAGACCUGGUUACUUGUAUUACCUAAUCAUAAUGUGUGACCACUUCUGUUAAUAUAGUGUCUAUACUCUUCAAAGAGGCUAUGAACUAGACCAGUUGAUUAAGACUUCACCUUAAAACACCAAGAAUCUGGGGUGCAGAAAAGUAGGUGAAAUAUGAACAAUGAAAAUACAACAUUAGCAAUAUCCAAAGACUUAUGGCACUGUGACCAGCAUGGUAGUGAUAUAAUUUGCAGUUUAAAAAAGUAAUAUGAUCUAUGGGGAUAGUAAUCAGAACAGUGGUUGCUUCUGUUGAAGGAAGGAAAUUAACAGGAAAAUCAAGGAGGAAAAUUUCUAGGGUGAUGGAAGUGCUCUAUAUCUUGAUUGAGGUGUUGGUACAUAGGUAUAUACAUUUACCAAAACUCAUUGAACACUUUAAAACUAUACAUUACCUGUAAUUGCAUCUCAAUUAAAAAUAAUGAAAAUUAAAAAAAGUUUAAAUGCAAA